This is a messenger RNA of Podarcis raffonei (Aeolian wall lizard), 8850 nucleotides long. It is a transcript of the gene NOTCH1, whose product is annotated as notch receptor 1. Gene Ontology annotation, biological process: regulation of DNA-templated transcription; Notch signaling pathway; multicellular organism development. NCBI's taxonomy places the organism in Eukaryota, Metazoa, Chordata, Lepidosauria, Squamata, Lacertidae. The record is from RefSeq and is a predicted model, not a curated record. Gene Ontology annotation, molecular function: calcium ion binding; Notch binding; signaling receptor activity. The coding region runs from base 483 to 8078 and encodes 2531 amino acids. Gene Ontology annotation, cellular component: membrane. The transcript is spliced from 34 exons.
CCUACACAUACUCCCCAAACUUAUCAGCGAAGAGGAGGCGGCGGCUGCGGAGGAGGAGGAGGAGAAAGUUCCUGUUUCUCUGUGCGGCGCGCGAGAGAAGGGCCGUCCCGAAGGAGAGCCCGCCGCGCGCCAGGGCAAGGAGGGGGACCGGGAAUCGGGCGACGGGGGCUCUUUCUCUGCGCCCCACUGGGAAACUUCGCACCUGGCCCGGCGCGGAGAGAUCCUCCGGCGGGGCGAGGGGGGCAGCGCGCUCCAAGGGGAGCUAGAGCGGAGAGAGAGUUAAUAAGUGUCCCGGCGCUUCCUUUCGACGGGCUGUUGCAGCGCGGCGGCGCCCGAGAGCGGACCGAAGGGGCGGCCGCGUGUGCGGAGCCAGAGCCUCGGUGGGCAGGGCGGAGAGGACGCUGCCACCGCUGCCAACUUUGGGAGGCUGACCUUCUUCUUCUUCUAACCCGGCGAGCCGCGCUCGGCUGGGGAGCGGCGGGAUGCGGCCCCUUGGGGUGCGGAGCCCCCGCGGCUGCUGCUGCCUCCUGCUGCUGGCACUGCUGCCCGCCUUCGCUCAAGGCAUCCAGUGUUCCCAGGCUUCAGAGUCCUGCUUGAAUGGAGGAAGGUGUGAAACCUACCCCAAUGGAACAGGGGUUUGCCGGUGCCCCAGCUCUCAUGUGGGCAGCCGGUGCCACCUGCAGAACCCGUGUCUCAGCUACCCCUGCAAGAAUGCGGGCACCUGCCAGCCCAUCGUCCGUGGCAACGUGGCCGAGUAUACCUGUGCCUGCCACCUAGGCUACACUGACAAGCUGUGCCUUACUCCUGAGGAGAACGCGUGCCUCAGCAGCCCCUGCCACAAUGGAGGGAGCUGUGACCUUGUCACGCUGACGGAAUACAAGUGCCGCUGCCCUCCAGGAUGGUCAGGCAAAACGUGCCAGCAGGCAGACCCUUGCGCCUCCAACCCUUGUGCCAACAGUGGGCAGUGUGUGCCCUUCGAAUCGACCUAUGUGUGCAAGUGCCCAUCGGGCUUCCAUGGGGCCACGUGCAAGGAGGACACCAACGAGUGCAGCCGCUCCCCCGCCAUCUGCAAGAACGGCGGCACCUGCAGCAACGUGGUGGGCUCCUACCAGUGCCGCUGCAGGCAGGCCUACACAGGACAGAACUGCGAGCAUCUUUACGUCCCCUGCAACCCCUCGCCUUGCCAGAAUGGAGGCACCUGCCGGCAGACCGGAGACACCACCUAUGAGUGCACCUGCCUGCCAGGUUUUGCUGGUCAGAACUGUGAGGAAAAUCUCAAUGACUGCCCAGGAAACAACUGCAAGAAUGGAGGGACCUGCGUGGACGGGGUGAACACCUACAACUGUCAGUGCCCCCCUGAAUGGACAGGCCAGUACUGUGCAGAGGAUGUGGACGAGUGCCAACUGAUCCCCAAUGCUUGCCAGAACGGGGGCACGUGCCACAACACCCAUGGCAGCUACAACUGCGUCUGUGUCAACGGCUGGACAGGCGAGGACUGCAGCGAGAACAUUGACGACUGCGCCAACGCUGCCUGCUUCGUGGGAGCCACCUGCCACGAUCGUGUGGCCUCUUUCUACUGCGAGUGCCCUCAUGGACGGACAGGUCUGCUUUGCCACCUCAACGAUGCUUGCAUCAGCAACCCCUGCAAUGAUGGGUCCAACUGCGACACCAACCCAGUCACUGGCAAGGCCAUCUGCACCUGCCCCUCUGGCUACAUGGGGCCUGCCUGCAACCAGGACGUGGAUGAAUGCUCGCUUGGUGCCAACCCCUGUGAGCAUGCGGGGAAGUGCCUGAACACAGAGGGCUCCUUCGAAUGCCAGUGCCAGCAAGGCUACUCUGGCCCCCGCUGUGAGAUUGAUGUGAAUGAGUGCUCCUCAAACCCCUGCCAGAACGAUGCCACCUGCCUGGACCAGAUUGGGGUCUUUCACUGCAUUUGUAUGCCAGGCUACGAGGGCAUCUACUGCGAGAUCAACACGGACGAGUGCGCCAGCAGCCCCUGCCUGCACAACGGGAACUGUGUGGACAAGAUCAAUGAGUUUGCCUGCGAGUGCCCCAGAGGUUUCAAUGGCCACCUAUGCCAGUACGACAUUGACGAGUGUGCCAGCACCCCGUGCAAGAAUGGUGCCAAGUGUGUUGAUGGCCCCAAUGCCUACACCUGUGAAUGCACUGAAGGCUUUUCUGGCCCCCAUUGUGAGACUGACAUUAACGAGUGUGACCCAGACCCUUGCCACUAUGGGACCUGCCAAGAUGGCAUUGCCACCUUCACCUGCCUCUGCCAGCCAGGCUACACGGGGCGUCUCUGUGACAUGAACAUCAAUGAGUGCCAGAGCCAGCCUUGCAAGAACGGGGGCACCUGCCAGGAUCGGAACAAUGCUUAUAACUGCCUCUGCCUCAAAGGGACGACAGGGCCCAAUUGCGAGGUCAACCUGGAUGACUGCGCCAGCAAUCCGUGUGACUAUGGCAAGUGCAUUGACAAAAUCAAUAGCUACGAGUGCACCUGUGAGCCUGGAUAUGCAGGGAGGAUGUGCAACAUCAACAUUGACGAAUGUGCCAGUAACCCUUGCCACAAUGGAGGCACUUGCAGGGACGGCAUCAACGGCUUCGUUUGCGUCUGCCCAGAGGGCUACCAUGAUCCCAUGUGCCUCUCGGAAGUCAAUGAGUGCAACAGCAACCCCUGCAUUCACGGGAAAUGCAAUGAUGGCCUGAAUGGCUACAAGUGCGAUUGUGACCCAGGCUGGAGCGGGACAAACUGCGACAUCAACAACAACGAGUGCGAAUCCAACCCUUGUAUGAAUGGUGGCACCUGUAAAGAUAUGACCAGCGGCUACAUCUGUACCUGCCAGGAGGGCUUCAGCGGUCCCAACUGCCAGACCAACAUCAACGAAUGCGCCUCCAACCCAUGCCUGAACCAAGGGACCUGUAUUGAUGACGUGGCCCGUUACCAGUGCAACUGUCUUCCACCCUACACCGGGCCGACCUGUCGGGAUGUCCUGGCUCCAUGUGCAGACGGUCCCUGCAAGAACGGUGGCAAGUGCAGAGAAUCUGAAGAUUUUGAGAGCUUCUCUUGUGCCUGCCCUCCAGGGUGGCAAGGGCAAACCUGUGAGAUCGACAUCAACGAGUGCGUGAAGAGCCCUUGUCGGAAUGGUGCCGCAUGUCAGAAUACGAACGGUAGCUACUGGUGUGUCUGCAAACCUGGGUUCACAGGCAACACCUGCGAGACGGACGUCGAUGACUGCCAGCCUAAUCCUUGCCACAACGGCGGGUCCUGCUCCGAUGGCAUCAAUGCCUUUUUCUGUGACUGCCUCGCUGGCUUCCGGGGCCCCAAGUGUGAGGAGGACAUUGACGAGUGUGCCAGCAACCCUUGCAAGAAUGGCGCCAACUGCACGGACUGUGUCAACAGCUACACCUGUACUUGCCCUUCUGGCUUUAGCGGGAUCCACUGCGAGCAUAACACCCCCGACUGCACAGAAAGCUCCUGCUUCAAUGGGGGCACAUGUGUGGACGGCAUCAACACCUUCACCUGUGUCUGUCCACCUGGCUUCACGGGAAUCUACUGCGAGCACGACAUCAAUGAGUGUGACUCCAAACCCUGCCUGAAUGGCGGCACCUGCCAGGAUAGCUACGGGACCUACAAGUGCACUUGUCCUCAGGGCUACACUGGCCUCAGUUGUCAGAACCUGGUGCGUUGGUGUGACUCCUCGCCCUGCAAGAACGGCGGAAAGUGCUGGCAGACAGACAACCUGUACCGCUGCGAGUGCACCAGUGGCUGGACUGGACUCUACUGCGAUGUCCCCAAUGUCUCUUGUGAAGUGGCUGCACGGCAGCAAGGCGUCGAGGUGGUGCACCUAUGCAGGAACUCUGGGCUCUGUGUGGACAGGGGCAACACCCACUCUUGCCAGUGCCAGGCCGGCUACACAGGCAGCUACUGCGAGGAGCAGGUGGAUGAGUGCUCCCCCAACCCGUGCCAGAACGGGGCCACCUGCACAGACUACCUAGGGGGCUACUCGUGUGAGUGUGUUGCUGGCUACCACGGGAUCAACUGCUCAGAGGAGAUCAACGAGUGCCUUUCCCACCCCUGCCAGAACGGAGGGACCUGCAUUGACCUCAUCAACACCUACAAGUGCUCUUGUCCCCGAGGGACUCAAGGAGUUCACUGUGAGAUCAACAUAGACGACUGCAGCCCACCCUUUGACCCCAACACCUUCGCCCCCAAGUGCUUCAACAACGGGCGGUGUGUGGACCGCGUAGGGGGCUACAGCUGCAUCUGCCUGCUGGGCUUUGUUGGGGAGCGCUGUGAGGGUGACGUCAACGAGUGUCUGUCCAACCCUUGUGACCCGCUAGGAACACAGAACUGUGUGCAGCGCAUCAACGACUACGUGUGCGAGUGUCGUCUGGGGUAUUCUGGGCGCCACUGUGAGACGGUGGUAGACGGCUGCCGGAACCAGCCCUGCAAGAACGGUGGGACCUGUGCAGUGGCCAGCAACACACAGCACGGCUACAUCUGCAGGUGCCCUCCGGACUGGGACGGUGCCACGUGUGAGAACGACGCCCGCGGCUGCGGACCGUUGCGCUGCCUGAACGGCGGCACCUGCAUCUCCACCCAGAAGAGCUCCAGGUGCCUCUGCCCACUGGGCUUUAGCGGAGCUGCCUGCCAGUUCUCCUCUGGCAGCCCCUGCCACUCCAGCCCCUGCUACAACGGGGGCACCUGCCAGCCUGCCAAGGAGCCACCCCACUACCGCUGCAACUGCCCAGCCCGGUUCAACGGUCUGAACUGCCACAUCUUGGACUACGACUUCACAGGUGGCCUUGGCCAGAACAUCACUCCACCUCCCUUGGAGGAGAAGUGUGAGAUCCCUGUGUGCGCCAGCCACGCCGGCAACAAGAUCUGUGACGCCCAGUGCAAUAACCACGCUUGCGGCUGGGACGGCGGCGACUGCUCCCUGAAUUUCAACGACCCCUGGAAGAACUGCUCCCAGUCCCUCCAGUGCUGGGACUACUUCAACAACGGGCGCUGUGACACCCAGUGCAACAACACCGGCUGCCUGUACGACGGUUUCGACUGCCAGAAGAUGGAGGGGCAGUGCAACCCUCUGUAUGACCAGUACUGCAAGGACCACUUCUCUGAUGGACACUGCGACCAGGGCUGCAACAACGCGGAGUGUGAGUGGGACGGUCUCGACUGUGCCAACAACGUUCCCGAAAAGCUGGCGGACGGCACUUUGGUGGUGGUGGUGCUGACCUCUCCAGAGAACCUAAAGAACAACUCCUUGAACUUCCUGCGGGAGCUCAGCCGCAUUCUUCACACCAAUGUGGUCUUCAAGAAGGAUGAGCAGGGCGAGUACAUGAUAUUCCCCUACUAUGGCAAGCCAGAGGAGCUCAAAAAGCACCACAUCAAGCGGUCGUUGGCGAGCUGGCCAGAUGUGAGUGAUGCUGUCUUCAAGAUAAGAUCUAAGCUAUAUAAGACCAUCAUUGACAGACACAGGAGGGAGAUGGACCAUGUGGACAUCUGCGGAUCAAUCGUUCACCUGGAGAUUGACAAUCGCCAGUGUGUCCAGUCCUCCUCUCAGUGCUUCCAAAGUACCACAGAUGUGGCAGCCUUCCUCGGUGCUUUAGCCUCGCGGGGCAACCUGGACUUCCCAUACAAAAUCGAAGCUGUUAAAAGUGAAAGUACUGACCCCGAAAAGAGCACUCAGUGGUACCCUAUGUACAUGGUGGUGCCUGGUGUCUUCCUCCUCCUCUUCAUUGGUUUCGGGGUUCUGGCAUCGCGCAAGCGGCGGAGGGAACAUGGGCAGCUCUGGUUCCCCGAGGGCUUCAAAGUGACCGAGUCCAGCAAGAAGAAGCGCAGAGAGCCCCUGGGGGAGGAUUCUGUGGGGCUGAAACCCUUGAAAAAUGCUUCCAAUGGGACCCUGAUGGACGACAACCAGAAUGAGUGGGGUGAUGAGGAGACACUAGACACCAAGAAGUUCAGGGUGGAAGAACAGGCCAUGUUGCCGGACAUGAAUGACCAGGCUGACCACAGGCAGUGGACACAGCAGCACCUGGAUGCAGCCGACCUGCGCAUCUCCUCCAUGGCACCCACCCCACCCCAAGGGGAAAUUGAUGCUGACUGUAUGGAUGUCAACGUGCGAGGACCAGAUGGAUUCACGCCACUGAUGAUCGCCUCCUGCAGCGGAGGUGGGCUGGAGAUGGGCAACAGUGAAGAGGAGGAGGACGCCCCAGCCGUGAUUUCAGACUUCAUCUACCAGGGGGCCAGCUUGCACAACCAAACAGACCGCACUGGGGAGACAGCCCUCCACCUGGCCGCCCGCUACUCACGCUCAGACGCAGCCAAGAGACUGCUGGAAGCCAGUGCCGAUGCCAACAUCCAGGACCACAUGGGGAAGACGCCACUCCACGCUGCUGUCUCGGCCGACGCUCAGGGGGUCUUCCAGAUUCUGAUCAGGAACAGGGCCACCGACCUGGAUGCCCGCAUGCACGAUGGGACCACCCCUCUCAUCCUGGCUGCCCGUUUGGCUGUGGAGGGCAUGCUGGAAGACCUCAUCAGCUGCCACGCAGAUGUCAAUGCGGUUGAUGACCUAGGGAAAUCAGCACUGCACUGGGCUGCUGCCGUGAAUAAUAUUGAUGCCGCUGUUGUGCUGUUGAAGAACGGGGCAAAUAAAGACAUGCAGAAUAACAAGGAGGAGACCCCUCUGUUCCUGGCGGCCAGAGAAGGGAGCUACGAGACGGCCAAGGUCCUCCUAGACAACUUCGCCAACCGGGACAUCACAGACCACAUGGACCGCCUGCCACGGGACAUCGCCCAGGAGCGCAUGCACCAUGAUAUCGUCCGCCUCCUGGACGAGUACAACCUGGUGCGCAGCCCUCCUUUGCACAGCGGGCCCCUGGGGGCACCUACCCUCUCCCCGCCCCUCUGCUCGCCUAGCAGUUACAUCGGCAGCCUGAAGCCAGCUAUGCAGGGCAAAAAGGCGCGGAAGCCCAGCGCCAAGGGACUGAUCUGCAAUGGGAAGGAGUCCUCCAAGGACCUCAAGGCCCGCCGGAAGAAGUCGCAGGAGGGCAAAGGCUGCCUGCUGGACAGCUCCAGUGUCCUCUCCCCAGUCGACUCCCUAGAGUCUCCCCGUGGGUACUUGUCUGAUGUGGCAUCUCCUCCCUUGAUGACCUCCCCCUUCCAACUGUCGCCCUCCAUGCCCCUCAACCACCUGCCAGGGAUGCCCGAUGCCCACCUGAGCAUGAACCACCUCAACCUGGUGGGCAAGCAAGACCUUGGCCUGGGUGCCAGUCGGAUGCAACAGCCCUUCGACUCGGUGCCCCCGCGGCUCUCCCACCUGCCCACCUCCAACGCCACUGUCAUGAAUUUCACCGUGAGCGGAGCACCUGGCCUGAGCGGGCAAUGCAGCUGGCUGAGUCAGAUGCAGAGCGGCAUUCAGGUGCAGGGCCAAUACAACCCUAUGCGGAAUGGCCUGCAGCAGGGGGCACUCCCGCAGGGCCAGGCCCUUCAGCAUGGUCUUCUGACCUCCCUCCACAACGGGCUGCCCACCACCACCUUGUCCCAGAUUAUGAACUACCAGGCCAUGCCCAACGGCCGCCUGCCAGCCAAUGCCCAGCCCCAUCUCCUGCAGGCACAGCAGCUGCAGCAGAUCCAGCAGCAAAACAUGCAGCAGCAGCAGCAGACCCACAGCACUGCCCCAAAUGCCGGGAGUGCAAACUUCCUGGGGAAUGAGCUGGGCCAGCCUGACUUGCAGCAGCAAGUGAAUGGCGGGGCUCUGGCAGUCCACACCAUCCUGCCCCAGGACACCCAGGUCCUGGCCACCUCCCUGCCCUCUGCCCUCACUCAGCCCAUGACCACCACCCAGUUCCUGACUCCACCCUCCCAGCACAGCUACUCCUCCCCCUUGGACAACACCCCCAGCCACCAGCUCCAGGUGCCAGACCACCCGUUCUUGACACCUUCCCCGGAGUCGCCGGACCAAUGGUCGAGCUCAUCUCCACACUCCAACCUGUCAGAUUGGUCCGAGGGCAUCUCAAGCCCGCCCACCAGCAUGCAGUCGCAGAUGGGGCACAUCCCAGAGGCGUUCAAAUAGAGCAAGAGGGGAACCACUUGGGCAGGCGACCCCAGAGAGUUUCCUUCGGAGGGAGACGCUUCUUUGGUUGAACCAGAGUAACCUUUGGUUUGAGUUUCUGUGGUUUUUUUUAUAUAUAUAUAUAUAAAAAGAAAAAGUAUUUUUACAUACAAUGUAAGAGGGAUAUUGCAACGUUUUUCUUCCUUCGUUAGUAUUUAUUUAUGUACUACAUGAAAACACUGCCUUUUUUAUUUAUAAGUUUUGUUGAGAGCUCAGUGGGAUGCAUUUGCUGUGGUCCAAAUUUUAAAAUCUUAUUAAUGGGGUUUGAUUGCCUGCUUUGCUCUCUCUUGCUUACUACUUUUUUUUUUUUUAGGACAUCCUCUUUAAACAAAAACAAAAACUUUUAUACCACAAGGAUGUUCUUGUGCAGAGAGGUUUUCUUUUGUAAAGCUGUAAGCAAAGACCCAUGAUUAUAUAGUGACAUUUAUUUAUUGAACAAGAUAUUUCUUUUCCUGUUUUUGUUUUUAAUUCUGGGAAAAAUAGGGAGGAUGGGCACAUUUUUUCAACAAAAGUUUACCUCUUUGAAGGGAAAUUUUAAUUUAAACGUAAGUUGAUGGUUUUUUGCGGGGGGGAGGGUGGUUGUUGAUGGUUUUUGUUGGGUUUUGUUUUGUUUUGUUUUUUUGUUUUGUCAAGUGCUUUAAAAUAUUCCCUUGUAUGAGGGUGGAUAGAGUCGGGGAAUAUUAUGAGACAGCAGCCAUGAAUCUCUGUUUUAAAGUUUCAGUAUUAUAUAGUU